Pangasianodon hypophthalmus (striped catfish) is the source of this 1229-nucleotide messenger RNA. RefSeq names its product NDUFA4 mitochondrial complex associated like 2a (gene ndufa4l2a). The transcript has 4 exons. Lineage: Eukaryota; Metazoa; Chordata; Actinopteri; Siluriformes; Pangasiidae. The coding region runs from base 149 to 394 and encodes 81 amino acids. The record is from RefSeq and is a predicted model, not a curated record.
UCUGUGGUUAUCACUCUUUGUUUCCCUUUCACCUAUCUACCUCCCUCUCUCUCUCUCUCUCUCUCUCUCUACCUCCUCUCCUUUUCCCCCUCUUUUUUCCCCUACUGCCACUUUUUCCUCCUGUCAUCUUUCAUCGAACAUUGCAGCUAUGCUCCGAACCAUCCGUGAUCAUGCCAGGAAACAUCCUGGACUUAUCCCACAGAUUUUUUUCAUAUGCCUGGGAAUUGGAGGCGCUGCACUUUAUCUGGUUCGUCUAGCCAAGGGACCCCAUGUUACAUGGAAUAAAUCCAGCAACCCCGAACCAUGGAAUCGGCUCAGCCCUACCUAUCAGUAUAAGUUUUUAGCUGUAAACACAGACUACAAGAACCUGAAAAAGGAAGGGCCUGACUUCUAAAACUCCGAAGAUGCUGAUACUCCACCUUGCUGAUUUACGCAGUUAAAUUUGAAAUAAAACUGAAAUGAAAUAAAGUCGCAGAAAAUAUUUACUUGGAAUCUUGGUAACUAAAGUGAAUGAGCAAUUGGUGUUUAUCCCUCUAGUGUGAAUGAUCUGUAUAGCAAAUAGAUCGAUUUCUGCAUUCAGCCAGUAAGCACCUUUCUGUUUGUUUGAUAUUUGUGUUGAGUUGCAUGCAGAGUUGUAAAUGCAUGUAGGUGUAAUAAAUGUAAACUGAUUUCUUCUGAGGAAUUUAAAAUAAGUAUGUCACAAUGGAAUGCAGUAAAAAAAAAAAAAAAUUCAUCAUAACUUGCAGUACAAUUCAUUUGUUUAAUUCCAAAACCUAAGAAAUUAAUGUUUCUCUGCAAUUUUACAGUCUAAACUUUUUUACAUUCCUCAGUAUCCUAAGAUUUAAAACAAUAUGACCAAAAUGACCUAGUUCUGAUUACUGUAAGGACAGAUUUCGACGUUGUUUUACACUCUCAUUACAAUUCUCAUUACAUACAUUACAUCAAUGCAUUCUCUUUAAUGGCAAAUUAAAUUCUGUUCAACAGUUACAAGAAAUAUAUAUGUUAUAAAAAUGCGAAAUAAAGUUCUUUUCUUAAAUAUCAAGCUCACAUUAGGCUUACAUCACUGUUUCUACAGAAUGGGUAUUUUAAUAUAGAUUAUUGUCGAUUGCUGCAAUGUGGUUUGUACUAUAAUAUACAGUGAGAUAGCUAUAUUUAGUUUUUUUGCAUGUCUACAAAGAAUUUUGACUGUCAUAAGAUCCACACUAAUAAAAAAUAUCUGUUUAACAUGA